This is a messenger RNA of Solenopsis invicta (red fire ant), 3460 nucleotides long. RefSeq names its product ABC transporter F family member 4. The transcript has 3 exons. The record is from RefSeq and is a predicted model, not a curated record. The coding region runs from base 724 to 2121 and encodes 465 amino acids. Lineage: Eukaryota; Metazoa; Arthropoda; Insecta; Hymenoptera; Formicidae.
CAGGACAGUCGAGGACGUCUUUUUAAAUCUUUCCGUCUCAUUUUCGCGCCCGUCGAAGAACCCCUCGCCGUUCUCUCGCAUUGGCUCUCGAAAUCGAAUUCACGAAUAAUCGUGCACGUGACUUUCAAGUUGAACGAUUUGCCCAGCAACUGAAAUCAGAUAUCUCUAGGAAAGGGGAGAAAGAAAGAGAGGAAGCUAGCUAAGCUAGGUCUAUUGAAGGACGUAUUGCGAAAUGUGCGUUGUGUGAUGAUAGCGAGAAUCUGUGGCACUUAGAAGUGGUGCCGAAAAUCCACGGCGUACACAACGCAAACUAUGCAGAAUCGGUGCCGCCAGUACAUUUCUGAACGCACGAAGUCCGCGGAGAGACGUGCGGAAGACGUCCAAUAGAAAAGGAGGAGGAGGAGGUCCUCGUGAUUCUGCAAAACGGCGGUUAUCGGUGACGGUUAUCAAUCCGCAAGAUCCGAGUUUCGAUUGCCAGAGAAUUUAUAUUAGUGUAGUUAUUCGUGUCGUAGGGUGCGGUUGCGCUGGCCGUUUGUCAACGUAUAUUGCCGCCGUGCCGCGGCAGAGAAGAACCUUUUGGGAGAAGAGACGCGGAAGUACGAGAAGCCGGCCGGAUCGGCGCGCGCGCUCGAUUUUCGCGCGAGUGCACGGCUGCUGCAGCAAUCUCAGAGGAACGGCAACGGUUAGCGACAGCGGCAAGCCGGCAGAGUUGGUUGGAGGCAAAUGGCACGACGCAGGCAGGCAAAGCAGCCAGCGACGGAGAGUGUCGUAGUCGCCUCCGCCGACGGCAACGUGACACCGCCGAAGAAGAGGAAGACGGCCGUCGCUAAACCCGCAGCUGCGGAACCAGCGGCCGUGGAGCCAGCGGCCGCGGACGAACCGAGGCAGAUCAGGAGCCGACAAGCGAAGGCGGCCAAGCGGGAGAACGAGGCAGUUAGCGAGCCGGCGAGUCCGCCGAAAAAGUCACGCGCCAAGCCGAAGAGUGCCGUCGCUGACGCAAAAAAUGACGCGAAGAGCAGGCCUAAGAGGCAAACCAAAAAGGAAUCGGAGAAUGCAGCUAUGAAGGACGAUGCGGCAGAGGAAGUAGUCGAGAAGAAGACUCGCGGUGGGAAGGCGACGGAAAAGGCGGGAAUGAAGGCAACUAUGGUGAAGCCGAAGGCCAAGGUGCCGGUUGCCAGGAAGCAGAAGACCACGGUCGAAAAUGGCGAUCCCGAGAAGAACGUCGUCGACGAAGGCCCUACAAAGAGGACGACUCGUCGGGCGAAAGCGGUAGAAGAAGGUGCAGACGCACCGGUACAGCCUCCUGUGAGAGCAGCGCCCAGGAAACGCAAGAACGCACCAGACGCGAAAGUUAUUCGGGAAGCUCAGGUCGCCAAGGACGAGGAGGAGGAAGAGAACGAAGCAAAGGUGGCUGAGGCUAGCAAACAAUCUCGCACCAGAGCAAAAAAAGUGGAAACUGAUACACCUGCCAUGACCUCCAAGGGAAGAUCCAAGAAGAAUCUGGUAAAAGAAAUUGCUAAACCAUUGCCAGAGGAAGCAGAAGUCGAAAAAGAGAAUGAUGAGGAACAAAAUGCAGAAGAAGAUAAUUCAAAAACAAAAAAUGUAAAACCUGUAAAAAAGGGAAAUGUAAGAAAAGUUGCUCCUAAAUCAAGACUUAAUGUCGCAGCAGGAAAGGCCAAUGAAGCUCAGGCAGAAGAGGAAACGGCGCCUGAAUUGAAUGUUAAAGAAAAUGGUGAAGAACACACAGUAGAGCCUAAACAAAAGAAGAGAAAUGCGGGGAAAGCGAAUGCAACGACAAAUGGAAAAGUUGAAGCGAAAGAAAAACAGAAGAAAAUAGCUGCUGCGCCCGUUGAUGAGAAAGAAGCAACAAAAGAUGUAACUGCAGAAAUUAAAACUAGUGAAAUGAAUGUGGCAUCAGAGAUCGAUGAAAACGAUACAAAAGAUGAUUCCUUAAGCAAAGAUGAUAGCGUUUUACAGAGUGAGGAAGAAAAUAAGGUUAACGAAAGUGCAAACUCGAUUGAUUGCGAAAUAAUGGAAAAUAACGCGCCUAUUUUAGAAAUAUCAAGUAAUGAAGGAGAUAACUCCAUCUUUUCUCCGUUAUUAAAAGUACAGAACUGUUAAAGAAUAAAAUGAGAAGUUAGAAAUUAGAAGAAAAAAUACCAACAAUAUUUUAUAUUUGACUAAUAGACACAUGAGGAAUCACACUUACAUGGGGAAGGGAAAGGGGAAAGAAGGUAAUCUGACGUUUUAAUAUAUUUAUCAAACACAUCGUAAAUAAGUCGUGAAUCCCUGAUCUCUCACUCUGUAGUCAUAAUUUAAUGUGAUUUCAGCAUCGGAUCAGGUAUCUUAAUAAUAUUCUAAGAAUAUUUAUUUAUUAUUUGUGAGAAAACAAUGGAGUAUAUACUUUGCACGAAAGUUUCACUGUAUUAUGGUAUAAGGAUAUGAAAAUGUUACUGGAAAAUACUUCAAAACAUAUUUUUUUAAAGAUGUCGUUUAUCGAAAAUGUUUAAUAUUAGAUUUUCAGCUGUAUGUCGAUAACAUGUAGUGCCAUAAGAAAGUUUGAUAGGUCUCGUGCGAAAUUCUUGAUUCCUAUCUGGGCAGCAUCUGCUAAAGUCUAUAAGAAAUUAAAUUUAUUAUGUAUAAAUAAUAAAUAUUUCUAUCUAUAAUAAUACUAAUUACAGUUAAUAUUAGUAUGUUAAUAUUAUUAUAAUAAAUAUUGUUAUCGAGCAAAAAUUCAAAUGAUCUUUGAUGAAGACACAGGUAAUAAAGAGUUAAAUUUUCUAUUGCUGCCCAUACAGGAGUUUAGUACACUACACAUAUUUUUCUAAAAGGCUAACAAAAAAUACUUGUAACACGCACAUCCGCACAUUGUUUCCAUUUUCUAGUCCUGUAAUUUUAUUUGUAACACUUAUUUUUAUUGGUAACGAUGGAGUUAAUCACAAUCUCUUUUAAUAGCAAAAUUUCGAGUUUGCCACUUUAAAUUUUUAUGAAACAAGGGAUGUUAUAAACAAAUUUUGUGUAUAUAUAUUCUUUUUUAUUUACUAUUGUUAAAUAAUUACAAUUAUACUUUAACUGUCUUUGAGUGCGUCAAGUUUAGUAAAGCAGCUACGUUGUUUGCUGAGCAAAUGCUGCGCGAACAAAUAAUAGUUCGUACAUCGUUGGAUGCACAUAAAUUGUAAUUUUUGUGCUACCAAAUUAUGUAUUAGAUAAUAAUGGCAUAUUUCUAUUGACAUAUAAAAAUAUUCAUUUUCUGAUAUUACUAUGUUUAGUUACUAAUUAGAAUUAGCUAUCUGCUUUGCUACUUUAAAUGCGCUCAUUGUUGAUUAAUCAGAAUGUUUUUAUUUUUUAGAAAAGACUAUACAUAAUUCCGAGUGAAUUCUAACGACCGUCUGUAUUUUUAACGAUUACAUAAUUACAUUACAAGCGUUCUGUUCAAUAGUAACUAUGUAUCUACAAUGCA